GUAAAUUUUCACAAGUGCAUCAUGUGGUCAGCAGUACGAAACGGCGGCGAUGACGGCACUGGAGGGGUGAAGUUGGAGUUUGGCGUUCCGGCGCCUUAAAAUGACUAGUGCGACGUCGGACGCCGCAGCAGCGACGGGGGCUCGACAGAACAAACACCGACGCGCCGCCACCAGUCGAGGCGUCUCGGCCCUCAUGUACGCCUCUCAGCAGGGUGACGUCGAAAGGGUUAGGAAAAUCAUUCGAGAACAGUCGGCCACUCUACUGACCCGAGAUCGCACCGGAAAAACACCUCUACAUUACUGCUGCACGAGUGACAACAUCUGUGCUGCUCAAGCUGCUGAUAUUUUGGUGAUGGCAGCGCCGGACUUGGUGGAAAGCCGAGAUGAAGACGGAUUCACGCCGCUGCAUCUGGCUGUCAUUGCAGGGAAUAUGCCUUUGGUGACGUUUUUGUUAGCGAAUAAGGCUGAUGUGAAUGCUGUGGAUAAUGAGAAGCAUACUGUUGUACACUGGGCAACAGUUUGCGGCGAAACUGCAGCCUUGAGGGCCGUAUUAGCAGCAGGAGCCCCGGUUUCCACCCCCGACGUUCACGGAGGAUAUCCUCUUCACUACGCCGCUCAAAUGUGCGGAGGUGAAAAGGAUUCCAGCCUUGGCCUUCAAGUUCUUCAGACUCUGUUGACUCAUAGUGAUAUCGUGGUGUCUGUGGAGGAUGGGGAUGGUCGGCAACCUCUUCUGUGGGGUGCUAGUGCGGGUUCUGCUAAAGCUGUGCUAGCUCUGAUUAGGGCUGGGGCUACAGUUGAGGCAUCUGAUAAAGAUGGGUUAACGGCGCUUCAUUGUGCUGCUUCGAGGGGUCAUACUGAUUGUAUCGACAGUCUUUUGACACUUUGUGGAGCUUCACCAGAUGUCAUUGAUAGCAAUGGUUGUACGGCACUUCAUUACGCUGUUACGUUAGGUCAUGCAGACGCCACCGCGCUCCUCCUCGCCCACGGCGCCGAUCCAAACCGCCAAGACCGCAAAGGCAGAACCCCAGCACACUGCGGCUGUGCCAAAGGGCAGUUCGAAACUGUCAAAAUGAUAGGAGCCCACGGUGCUAACCUGUGGCUACGAAAUGCAAGAGGCGAUCUUCCAUUACACGAGGCUGCAGCCUCUGGCCGAAGAGAUCUGGUCAGGUGGCUGCUGGACAUGCGACCCAGCCAAGUCAACGCGAGGAAUAACGACGGCAGAUGUCCUUUGCAUUUGGCAGCUCUUAACGACAACGCCGACAUGUGUAAGAUCUUGCUGGACGCCGGCGCCCAAAUCAACCCCAUCCUCCGUACUUCCAAAAACACCUUUAUGACCCCCCUUGACUGCGCACUCCAGCGAGGUUUCCGCUCCACAGCCAAAUAUCUUCAGCUGCACGGAGGCGUCCCGGCGAACCGACUCGGCGACCUCCGCCACAGUCAAAUCAAACCCGGCGUCAACCUCCAAAUCAAAGAAGACGUGACCUUUUGGAGCGACACCAGUUCGGACAGCGAGCGCGAAAAUGGCGAAGUCACCAGAUACAGCAAACGAAUCCAAAGAAAAAAACUUUCGCACAAAUACGAAAAAAAGAGAGCUUCGAUAUCGGGAAGCGAUGUCGAAAACAAUAAAUUGGUGGGUGGGAAAUUGGAUGGUGGGAGACGGCGGAGAUUCGGUGAGAAAAACAAGAGGGCCAGAACAGGUGGCAGAAGUGAUAGCGCGGCCAGUAGCGACAUGCCCAAACAUGGAAGAAAAGCGUCAUCAACAAGGAUUGACUAUACCAAUGAGAUCGUGAUUAAUGGAAAAACUGAAAUUAAUUUCCAUAAUACGAAGGACAUCGAGGUUGAAGGUGGAGACGUAGUAACAACGAAACUUCCUAGUAAACUGUCGACUGAAAUCGCUGAAAAAGUGUUGAGUGAAGUGGCUGUUGAAAAAGAGAAGAGGCCGAAAAGCGCGAAGAAUGUGAAAGCGAGAGACAAAUCUGCUAAAUCGUCGGGGAAAGAAGACAGCGUUAAGAAAAAAGGGAAAGUUGAAAGACCAAAUUCAAAACACAAACAGGGUAAUAGUGAACAAUCAAAGCAGAAAGAAGUAAUCGAGGAAAAAGUAGUAGCAACGGUAGUGGACGUAGAAAAUAAAAGCGAAAAAAGUGAUAGCUUAGGGUCCAAAGAAGGAAAACAUAUAGUAAGUGUUGAGGAAAGUUAUAACACGCAGCAGAAGCUCGUAGAUCAACAAUCAUUAUUGUCUAACACGAGUGAAGAUGUAGAAGAACAUAAAAGUCUUGUAGUUGAGGCGGCAAUCCACGAACCACCGAAAACAUCAGAAACAGUGGAAGUUGUCGAAGAGAAAACUGAUAUCUUACAAGCUACUGAAAAUGAAGAAAAUGUAGAACAACCAAAACAACAAGAAGAACCUGAAAAAGAUGGUACAAACGGAGAAUUAAAGAAAGACGUAGAUUCCAAGCAAAAUCUAGACAAAACAGAAAAUCAGGAUCACAAUUUAGAAAGUAUUGCUCCCAGUGCUGAUUUAGCUGGUGACAAAGAAGAAGAGAGUACAAAUGAAAAAAUUGCCCCAACUGGGGAUCUCGCACAAGACAAACAAACUGAAACUAAGAUAGAAACCGAAGAUGUAGACAAUACAAAAGAUGUAGUGCAAGAAGAAACAGAAGCAAAUGAUAAAGCAUCUGAAGCAGAAAAUGUAGAAGUGGAGGAAAACACUACAGUUGUUGUAGAAACAAAUGGUAUUACUGAUGGUGAUUUAUCAACAACAGUUGAAAAAGUUGAAGCAGAAGCAGAAGUCCAAAAAUCAGAAAAUGGUGUUGCUGAAGAAAAUAUUCAGAAGGAAACGGAAGAAAAUAAAGAAGAACCUGUUGCCGCGACAGAUAAAGCAAAUGAGACAACAGUGGAAGAAACGCCUGAAACCGAAACAACCAACAUCGAAACUACUGCAGAAGUGAUUAAGAACGAAGUUACAGAAGAAGUAAAAAUUGAACCAAGUACAACUCCAUCAAAUGGAAAAGAAGAAGAUUUACACACUGAACCAGAAAAAGAUACAGAAAUUGCUCCUGUAGUAAAAGACGAAGAAAAACAAAACGACGUAGAAACUGCUGUUGAAGAAAAAAACGAAACUAUAAAUGAAGAAGCCGCAAAUGGAAAAAAAGCCAAAAAAGAGAAACACAAGAAGAAAACUCACCGAAAAAAACGACAGUCUACCGAAGAUCAAGCUUAUGAGAUAAUUUACAAAACUCUAGGUGCCGAAGAAAACGAUGACGAAAUCGCAGAACGUGCAGACGACAAAGAAGAAAAACUCAGACGAGAAAAAUUAAAACCACAGAAGACCAUUUCUGAAACAAAAUCAUCUGAGGAUGAGUAUUCUACAGAUCUCGAAAGUGGGUCUAGCACAUCUACCAGUGCAACAGUAAAGGAGCACAAGAGCUUUCGAAUUCUAGACGAACAAGAAGCAGAAGAACUAGAAAGCAGAAACACAAAAACUAAAAAAGUUCCUCGUAAACGAAGUCCUCCAAAAAAACAACGUUCCCGUUCCGAAGAAAGCAAAAAAUUUAAAACCAAAAUGAAAGAGAGCGACAGGACAAAAAGAAGCAAAGUACCAGCUUCUUUAACAAAAACGCACUUAUCCAAAAGUGAUAAGUACUUGAAUGUCCCGGACAGAAAAACUAAAUCUAGUAUGGAAUCUCGUGUGCCUUCUUUACCUAAUAUUAACGAGAGUAAAGACAGGAUUAAAGAACCUCCACGUUCUGAUUCUAACCUGUCGGCUCCUUUACUAGCUUCUGCUUACAGUGACGAGGAAAUCACCGCUUCCGACGUAGAAGAAGAAGAAGAAGAACAAGAAAGAAGUAGUGCCACCAGACGAAAAAAACUGAAGCGAAAAUCAAAAACCCGAGAGGCAAAAAGUGCAGGAAGUGAUUAUGAAAGCAGUAAUGUGAUAGAUUCUGGUUUCGAACCAAGCCCACGAAGCAGCCGAAUACCAAAAUGGAAAAAUAUGAGUGAAAGAGGUGUGAACAUGACUUCAGUUACACAGUCAAUACAAUCCAACAUUAGAAGGUAUCAUCUCGAAAGAAAAAUUUUCCAGCACCUUCUCGAUUUGAAGCGGUUGCAGAUUAGAGCAGGUCAACAUAACGAAGCCAUUUUGGUUAAGCGUGCUAUAGACACGUAUCAUCAGUCUUGCGCUUCAACGGUCGGAGCAGGGCGAUAUGUUCCAGAAGACUACACUUUUAGAAGUUUUGAGAAGUUCUUGUAUUUGUCGUUGCGAAAAUUGCAAAGGAAUGGUGCUGACCACUUGAAAGGACUUCCAGAAUCGUCUGCAAAUCCGUUGUUGUGCACUCAGAGUACACAUAGAUGUAUGCAUGCUACUCAUGCAUAUACAGGAAUACCCUGUGCGGCUUAUUUACCAAAAAUGGAUCACCACACCAUUCCGAAGAUCGGUUUUACGUCAACACAGUGCAAACCUGGCACAGGCUUUCUACCUACCAUAAAUCCAAAAAAAGCAGUAACUUUAGAACUAUGCCAUGGUAACGACAAACAAGUUAUAUCACUGCCGGCCGAUCGCCUGGAUCAAAAUAAACGUUACUACGUCACUUUCACGGUAAAGGGGAGCGAAGGCACACCACCCAACGAAGAAGUGUCCUCGGGACACAGACAUUCCAAAAGUGAUUAAAACAUGUGCAAUCAAAGUGCAAUAUGUUGUUAGAUAUUUAUUGUUUGAUAUGAGAAAUUUGUACAAGUCGUUGAUGUAUAGUUUAAAUUUUAAUAAAAAAGUUUG
Molecule: messenger RNA, 4771 nt
Organism: Zophobas morio
Lineage: Eukaryota; Metazoa; Arthropoda; Insecta; Coleoptera; Tenebrionidae
Exons: 9
Coding region: 101-4666 (1521 amino acids)
Biological process (GO): protein localization to ciliary inversin compartment
Cellular component (GO): ciliary inversin compartment
Molecular function (GO): protein binding
Source: RefSeq, a predicted model, not a curated record